GCAAUAGUCAUUUAGCCCAAGAGCCAGAACGUUCUGCCCGUCAUCUUUCACGUGCAGCGUGCUCGAACAACGUCAAGAAGUGUGAGCAAAGAAAGGAGCUGAUUAAUACAGAUAUAGUAAUAGUCUCAUAAAAAAGUACCAAAAUGUUCUCCUCAAGUCUGUCCCUUCCUGGAAAACGUACCACGGGCAAUUCAGUUCGCACCCAAAAUGUUUUGGCUGCGAGUUCUAUCGCCAAUAUUGUCAAAAGCUCUCUUGGCCCUGUUGGACUAGACAAAAUGCUGGUCGAUGAUGUUGGGGAUGUCACUAUUACUAAUGAUGGUGCUACUAUCCUGAAUCUACUUGAAGUUCAGCACCCUGCUGCCAAAGUGUUGGUUGAGCUUGCUCAAUUGCAAGACCAAGAAGUUGGAGAUGGAACAACCUCAGUGGUUAUUGUUGCAGCUGAAUUGCUGAAAAAUGCAGAUGAAUUGGUUAAACAAAAGAUCCAUCCUACCUCUGUCAUCAGUGGUUAUCGUCUGGCUUGCAAGGAGGCUGUGAAGUACAUUCAGGACAAUUUGACCUUGAGCGUCGAGGAGCUUGGAAAGGACUGUUUGAUCAAUGCCGCCAAGACAUCUAUGUCGAGCAAAAUCAUCAGCGCCGACGCGAACUUCUUCGCCGCCAUGUGUGUUGACGCUGCCAAUGCUGUCCGCGUUACAGAUAACAAAGGGCAAGCUAUCUAUCCAAUCAAGGCGAUCAACGUUCUUAAGGCUCAUGGCAAAAGUGCUCGGGAAAGCCUUCUCAUCACUGGUUACGCCCUCAACUGCUCGGUUGCUUCCCAGGCGAUGGUUAAGAAGAUCACAAACGCCAAGAUUGCAUGCCUUGAUUUCUCUCUUCAAAAAACCAAAAUGAAAAUGGGAGUUCAGGUUCUCGUCACAGACCCUGAGAAGCUCGAUGCUAUCCGCGCUCGAGAAUCUGAUAUUACGAAAGAGAGAAUUCAGAAAAUCCUCAAUGCCGGAGCUAAUGUUAUUUUGGCAACUGGAGGUAUUGACGAUUUGUGCCUCAAGUAUUUCGUGGAAGCAGGUGCUAUGGCUGUUCGUCGAUGCAAGAAAGCUGACUUGAAGCGAAUUGCUAAAGCGACAGGAGCCACUUUACUUUCAUCCAUGGCCAAUCUGGAAGGUGAUGAAAGUUUCGAAGCUUCUUCUAUCGGUGAGGCCGCUGAAGUCUCAACGGAGCGCAUCUGCGACGACGAGCUCAUUAUUAUUAAAGGAACCAAAGCGCGCACUGCUGCAUCCAUUAUUCUACGUGGUCCCAACGACUUCUACUGUGAUGAGAUGGAACGCUCGGUGCACGAUGCCCUCUGCGUCGUCAAACGUGUUCUAGAAUCCAAAACUCUAGUCGUUGGCGGUGGCGCUGUUGAAGUUGCACUCUCUAUUUAUCUGGAGAGCUUCGCUACUUCAUUGAGCUCCCGAGAACAGUUGGCGAUUGCCGAGUUUGCUCACUCUCUGUUGGUAAUUCCCAAGACCUUGGCAGUCAACGCUGCUAAGGAUGCAACUGAUCUGGUGGCUAAGAUGCGUUCCUACCAUCACUCAUCGCAGUCAAAGCCUGAACAUGCUAAUUUGAAAUGGAUCGGGUUGGACUUGAUGGAAGGUGCUGUAAGGGAUAACCGUCAAGCCGGUGUCUUUGAGCCCGCUGUCUCAAAGAUCAAAUCUCUCAAAUUCGCUACAGAGGCCGCUAUCACCAUUCUGCGCAUUGAUGAUAUGAUCAAGCUUGAUUCCGAAGAUAAGAACACGCAAAGUUACCAGAACGCGUACCAAUGCGGACAGUUAGACGACUAGAUGAUUGAACAAACAAAAUAACUAACGUCAUUUUAUCAGCUGUUUCUAGUUCUGCGGUCAAUCUGAAUAAAAAUUAAGCUUUUUCCAGAAACUAAUUGCUUAAUAGAAACUAUUAAAUGAGCUGGUUAGGGUAAGUUAACAUUAGCCUUGAAAAGCCCUUUCCAUAUUUGUUUUUCUAUUUAAUAAUUAACUUGUAGAAGUCACGAAUUAGAUCUCUUUGCAUACAUGGGCGUGGUCACACUCUUGUUGGAUUCUAGGACUGAGACGACUAUCAGGUUGACUACGUCCAAAAAUGGAAAAUUGAUUGAGUUAAACAUAGAAAUUCGUUGUUUUAGCACGUGUGAAACUUACUUAGCUCAUUUACUGGCUUCCAUAGAGCAAUUAUGUUGCGAAAUUUUAAUUUUUAAUCAGAUCCACCGUAUUUUAGAAAAAGCUGAGUUCAUGGAGUGAUUCCAAGCUUGAUCAAUGAAACUUCUUUUUGGCUUCAGUCCGCGCUAACUUUUCCUACGUCGCCUUGCAUAAAAAUACACCCUCAACUACU
Daphnia pulicaria is the source of this 2352-nucleotide messenger RNA. It is a transcript of the gene CCT1, whose product is annotated as T-complex protein 1 subunit alpha-like. Gene Ontology annotation, biological process: protein folding. The record is from RefSeq and is a predicted model, not a curated record. Lineage: Eukaryota; Metazoa; Arthropoda; Branchiopoda; Diplostraca; Daphniidae. The transcript is spliced from 10 exons. The coding region runs from base 144 to 1811 and encodes 555 amino acids. Gene Ontology annotation, molecular function: ATP-dependent protein folding chaperone; ATP binding; ATP hydrolysis activity. Gene Ontology annotation, cellular component: chaperonin-containing T-complex.